AUGCCUCCAUUUUCGAACUCUCUACCAAGACGAUGGUCGCCAUCGGAAUUGCCAAUUCUUCCGUUCCUUGCACCGAGAGUCUUCCAGCCAUGGCCCUCCAAGAGUGCCAGAGUCUAUUUGAAAACGAAAACGGGACGAAACCAAGGCCAUGACGGGCAUGCACGAUCAACAGUGGGGAGGGGGGAAGAUACAUAUUCAAAAUGUCUGGGAGGUUCAUCACCAAAUGUGCUAGUGCAACCUAGCACAAGAUAUGCUAAAUUCAGCAAACGACGAACAACCCCCACUUCCUUCGCCCGUAUAGACAUUCCUGAUCAUAGGUCUAUAAGACGCUUUUCUUCGAAAGGUAGUCUCGGGAGGACAACUGAAAGCAAUGGAGACGGGUCGCCUACUGAAGAUCACUCAAAGGCUCCAUAUGAAUCAGGAUCCAAUGGACCAUCAGAGUGUCAGCUGAGUCCCGCCGCAUCAACGAGUCAAGACUCUGGGAAAACAGAAGAUUCUAUGAAUAUAAGUUCUUCAUUGAGACCUCGUCGCGUGCGAUCAACUGCAUCAUCGUUUUACCGUCCAGGCAUACAUCUUGAUACACAUAGUGUGCCUUCUAGACCGGGAGCACUCCAUUCGCGAUCAAGAACUAUUCCCAACAAGAUCCAUUUGUAUAAUCAGGAUGUUUAUACGUCAUGCAAUUUCAAGCCGAGUCGCUCUGGAGACCCUACUGCUCUUCCUCUACACAAGUUGUCGAAAAUUAUGCCUCAACAACCUUCGUCAACAUCACAUCUUUCUCCACAAAUCAAGAUACUACCGGAAAAGUCUAGCAAUGAAACCAAUUCAUCAGACCAGCCUGUCGCCAUUGCGGCAACGACAAAAUCCACGAGAACUCAUCACAGAUCUACCAGGGAUAGAUCUGAAAGACAGGAUCCGCCGGCUACAGGGUCGCGCCUCAAAAAUAACCUUCCGAGAAGAUCACUUUUUUUCCGACGACCUAGUGGGUAUAAAUUUCUCCGUGAGAAUCACCGACGAUCGAAGGGUAUACUGUCUGUCAAUAGGAAUAUCUCUUUGAAUCGGCGACGCCUACACUCUGAGCGUAUCACAAUCGAUGCAGGAUUGCGCCAGGAAUUGCUUGCUCAUAAUGAACUUUGGGCCCAGCAACAAGGCCUUCCAGAGCUUUCAACCAAGUAUCUCAGAGUAAAAAUGGAUGCAGGAGCCAACAUUAUGAAGUUAAAAACGUGGAAAUGGUCUUCCCAAUUUGCCAUUAUUAAUCAACGACACGAAGAUGCUUUGAGGGGGUUUCCUAAGUUAGAGUACAAUAAUGUUGCUGUGUCGAAGUUUCCCCUUGCAUCAAGGUUACUAUUCAUAAAGCAAGACAACGUCGCUGCCCUAGCUGCAAUUUGGCGUCGAGUUCCCACAGAGAUCCGUUCUCAUGUUUGGGAGGAGCUUAUGCUUACAGCGAUGGACCAAUAUCCUGCAUCAAUUCUCAAGUUACUACUUGCAACAUAUCAAGCACCAUGUUUUCCCCCUGGGUGGGCCGCAAAUGACUGCCUCGAUUUUGCAGUAUCUCAUUAUUUUGGGUCACAAGAGCACAAACCCACUCCAGAAUCUUUCACUGCCGAGGACCUUCGACAGAUAUUUGAGACUGUACAAUAUCUUCAGCUUCGCGGCCUCCGGCUGAGUGCGCGCUCAAUCUACUUGUUGCAAUUAAUGAUGAAUGACCAAGAAUUUAAGACGUUCUAUCUCAUACUAACGCGCACAAGACAGCAUCUCACUGGCAAGACCUUACUACGAUUUGCCUAUCGUUUUGCACGGUCUCGCCAAACAGAUAUGGCUUUCCAAGUACUGCAGCAAGCAACUCAACAAGGCAUUGAUCUAAACCUUGAAAGAUGGCCGCAAAUCUGCAAUGUGCUUCUUACCGGCAGAUAUCGUGACUACGAUGCGCAUGUUACUGAUACAGAACUUUUUGAUUUCAUGCUACAUCACGGUCUGAAGCCCGGGAUUGUUACAUACAACAUCUUGAUCCAAAAUUCACUUCAAGCUGGAGACCAUCUUACGGCGUGGCAAAUAUAUGAUAUGAUGAUUGAAAAUCGAGUAAUGGCGGACGCCUACACCUAUUCAAUCAUGCUAAAUGACGCCAAGAUUCGUGGGGAUGACGUUGCGGUCGAAAAAUUGGCGCACUGGAUGAGUGAGGACAGUGUUCGAAACAGUUAUACUGUCACAGACAUAUUAGACACAAUAUUUCGCUUACACAGGCGAGAGUAUUUCAAGCGCGCCCCCAGUGAGAGAAGGUCUCUUCAAACCCCAUUCUCACAGAUGCUUCCAAUCUAUUUGAAGAACUUCGAGGUGGAACCAUUGGCUCAAAUCAUACCUAGAUUUCAUGAGAAUUUCUUAGGUCUGGGGUCGACGAGUCCUGAAGAUGGUGUAGAUGACACCCGCCCUGACAUCCAGGGUCGUGUGGAAGAAGACCAACAUCAUCUCGACUUGUCUGUUACAAACCAACCCGAAACUGCCAUAUCACCCCUCGAGUCCGCUGCCGAAGACGCUCUUCUAGAACCGAACUAUGUGACCUUAAUAGUGAUGCUGAAAUCAUACAUUGGAAGCGUUCGGAACUACAAGGCUUUAUUGAGAUUUUACAACCAUUUUAAAGCCCUGAUAGCUGCAAGAGAUCCAAUAGUCGCUCCUCUAUUGGUAAAGGCUCAAAUAUACAACCACUUGCUCGUUGGACUUGGCCAUCUCGAUGCGCCAAUGCACGACUGUCUGAAAAUCGUUGCUGAUAUGCAAGCUCCGCAUUCCAAACCAAGGAACUCGGUAAUUGAAAGUGAGAUUGGUCAAUCUCUUGAUGAAGAUGAUGUUGCUGUGGUUUCAAGUAGUCCGGAACAGAGCGAUAUUGAUUUUGAGUCAGAUGAUGCAUCUUCUGAUGUAACUGACGACACUUUCCAGCCACCCCCUCCAAGUCUUCAUACAUGGACUACAUUACUUAAUGUAUUCAUGCAACGUCAUCAACCUCGUGCAGCCGAAAAGGUGUUACAGAUCAUGAUUGAGAAAGAAGGUUUGGAGCCCAAUCAAGCAACAUGGAAUGCAUUGACCAUGGGCUACAUGAGACUCCAAGAUCCACAAAUGACCGCAGAUGCUCUUAUUCGAACGAAGCGGGCCGGAUUUACUGUCGACCAUAUUAUGGCAAGCAGGUGGUGGCUCAGAUUCCAAGCUAGAGCUCGUCUAAGUGAAGCCUUGCAAUCUGCUUCUGGUGGCAAUGAGACAUCACUGGCAGAUGUAGCCAAUGCUAUGGAGUCUGAGUCCGAGAUGUCACAUCCGGCUGAGGACGAUAUCAUUGAUGAAGAAGUUUUGGAGGCUACCACUUCUAGAACAGGAGACAUAUACCGUAUUCUUAAGCGCCGUCUACAAGCUGUCAAUUCUCCUGUCUAUCCUAAUUGGAUCUUUGACGCUAUGAUCCGGGCCGGCGAAGAAAAUGUUAUCGAGCCGGGAACAGAGCCAAUAAGCGAUGAAGUAGCCGAAUUUCAAAUGAACACAUCAAUUGUCGACGAUGUGGCUGAGUCUGAAUUGGUAUCGGCUCAAUCUUCAGACAAGUCAAUUAGUGUCAACGAACAGAAUCCAAGACAGCUUCUAGACAGUCAAAUAGACGAUCAAACUGAACAACGACAACGACAAUCAGUGAUUGAAGACAAAAGAGAAUCGAGACUGCUACCAACCAAUAAGCUACUAUUCCAAAGAACGAAACAAUGGAUAAUGACGCCUGGAGUAAAAGCUUUCCGCCGCAGUUCUCAGGAAAGGGAGUUAUUGCAGGGAGUAAAUCAUGUUGACGGCUAUGAUAAAAAUGAUAAGGACCGGCAAUCUUGA
This is a messenger RNA of Botrytis fragariae, 3840 nucleotides long. Its product is annotated as putative pentatricopeptide repeat protein. The record is from RefSeq and is a predicted model, not a curated record. NCBI's taxonomy places the organism in Eukaryota, Fungi, Ascomycota, Leotiomycetes, Helotiales, Sclerotiniaceae. The transcript has 2 exons. Bases 1 to 3840 code for a protein of 1279 amino acids. Gene Ontology annotation, molecular function: protein binding.